Acanthamoeba castellanii str. Neff is the source of this 849-nucleotide messenger RNA. RefSeq lists its product as uncharacterized. The coding region runs from base 1 to 849 and encodes 282 amino acids. The transcript has 9 exons. NCBI's taxonomy places the organism in Eukaryota, Discosea, Longamoebia, Acanthamoebidae. The record is from RefSeq and is a predicted model, not a curated record.
AUGGACCCUGAGUACCUCGUCCUUCUGCGAGACCACCUAACCGGCCCACUCCACGGCAGCCAGCUGAGGCAUGUCUACGCCAUCGAUCACGACCAGAACUCACACGUGCUCCUCUUCCAUCUCUCCACAACGGCGCUUCGCAAGAUGAGGGCGCACCCCUACGUCGCCCUGGUCGAGGCUAAGCAGGGUGCCACCGACCUGCCCAAGGUGUGCAACAGUCCCACCGACAACAACUUGUCCACCCGCCUGCAGUGCUCAGGGAAGGAGAUCGCCGUUUCUGCCCGCUUCAUCGACAUCGCUGUGGAGCAGCCGAACGCGGGAGGGAGGCGCACUGUGACGCUUCUGGAGUACAAGGGCGGGUUCUACAUCGCCUUGCCCACCGACAACCCGAGUGUCUCCACCUACAAGUGUCCGACGCGCCUCCAAGGCACCAUGUCCGACAUCGUGACCACGUGGUUCGCCAUUCGGUUCAAUCCCCAAGACUUGACCGUCAACACGGGCGACUACACCUUUGUCACGAGCACCGGAUACAACACGCACCACAAGGACAUGGGUCCUGAUGCAGCUACACAUGUCCCCUUCGCUACCUGUUUUGGCUGUGAGGCGUCGCAAAGGGACGACGGCAGAGCAGUGGUGGACCUGCACGGCACCCCGUUCGUGGUCCUCGACAACCAGUUCAAAUUCGCUGGCUACUUCGCCUACGGGACGUGGACCUAUUCGAACAACGCCCAAUUGGUUGACCUCACCGGCGGGGGCUACUGUGGCUGGACGGCCCCGUUGGCGGCUGCGGACAACGAGAACAUGGCGUGCAACGGCGGCUGGCACCUCCAGCUUGGCCUUCUUCUUUAG